Messenger RNA from Zygotorulaspora mrakii, 2451 nucleotides. RefSeq lists its product as uncharacterized. The transcript has a single exon. Lineage: Eukaryota; Fungi; Ascomycota; Saccharomycetes; Saccharomycetales; Saccharomycetaceae. The coding region runs from base 1 to 2451 and encodes 816 amino acids. Gene Ontology annotation, molecular function: zinc ion binding; SUMO ligase activity. Gene Ontology annotation, biological process: protein sumoylation. The record is from RefSeq and is a predicted model, not a curated record.
AUGUCUACUGCUGGCCUAAGUAUGUCUGUGGGGUCCGGUGGUGGGUUACACCAUGAGAUACAGGAAGCAAUAGCACAGAUGGAGCUUUUGAAAGUACCGGAGCUCAAAGCUGUUUGCAGAUCAAUUGAACUCCCGAUAACUGGUCGUAAAUCCAUCUUACAAGACCGAAUACGAGCGUACUUAAAAAAUUCAUGCUCCAUAGGACGUAUAGACCCUUGGCGACCCAAGACAAUAAAGAUAUUAAUAGAGAAAUCCAAGGCUGGUCAGGUGCUGCCGAAAUACGAAAUGGUGUGGCAGACGAUAAGAAGUGGGGCUUUCAAUCACCCCGUGGCCACUGGACAGCUUCCCGUGAGUAGUCUGCAGGAGGAUGGUACGUUGACUGUUGGAAAUCAAGUGGACUACAAUGCCACAAAUACCGUGAGACCUAGUGAUGUUUAUGUGGGCCCUACAAGACCCAGUAUGUCUGUGGAGCCUAGGAAAACCUACAUUCAUUUUAAAGAGUCGCCAUUUUACAAGAUGAGAAAACUGAUUCCCGAAACAGCUCAAAAAAUUAAUGUUACAAAUGUUCGAGGAGUUUGCUCUUGCAAAUUCAAAUUCACAAAGGCUGAAUGGAACUUAUUACAGGGAAAUAAAAAAUUCAAAGUAUACCUGUUUUGUGCAGCGGCAAGCCCAUCAGCGGAAGCUGGCAAUGUGCCUAUUCAAUUUCCACAUCCGAACGAAAUAAGAUUCAAUGAUACGCAGGUGAAAGACAAUGUUAGAGGAUUAAAAAAUAAAGUGGGGACGGCUAAGCCCGCAGAUUUAACUCCAUAUCUACGACCACCGCCUGCUCAAAACGUUUUAGAAAUUGUUUAUGCAUUCACGAAAAACGAGUUUUUCACCUACUGCUACAUUGUGGAGGAAGUGCUCCCAGAAGAGUUGUUACAAGAAGUUUUAAAGCAUCCAAAAAUUAUAAAACAUGCAACGUUGCAAUAUAUAAAGCAAACAUUGCGUGAAGAAGAAGAUGACGACUUGGUAACCACCUCAACAGUCAUGAGUCUGCAAUGUCCAGUCUCGUUCACCAGAAUGAAGUAUCCGGCCAAGUCAAUAAUGUGCAAACAUCUUCAGUGUUUCGAUGCACUAUGGUACAUAUAUUCGCAAAUGCAAAUUCCCACUUGGCAAUGUCCUGUUUGUCAAAUUGAGAUUAACUUGAAGGACUUGGCUGUAUGUGAGUACGUUGAUGAGAUUUUGAAGAAUUCUGAAGAAGAUGUCGAACAAGUUGAGCUAUCUUCUGACGGAUCCUGGACUCCAGUGGUCGAAGAAACGACAGCAAAACCAAAUGAUCGACAGCAAUCUAAUACAAUGGUCAAAACAGAGAAUGAUUAUGACGAUUACGACAAUGUGCCUCUUUCUAAACAAAAUGCUAAAGAAAUUGGAGCUUCUGCUUCGAACCAGCCUGUCGUUAUCUCUUUGGAUAGCGACUUGGAAGAUGAAGAUGACAUUGAGCAGAAUGACACACCGAAUUCUGAUAAGACACAAGAAAAUAAUAGAAGUGCUGCAGUACGAUUGAGUAGCGAUGCUGAUCAUCCCGGAUUGUAUAUGGACAGUUCCUCAACACCUUCUGAAGCUACGCUGGACCCAAGGGCACACACGGCAGAAACUCCCACGGCUAUGAGAACAGAGAGUGACAGAACAGAAAGUAACACAAGUUAUUUCAACAGAGAGAUACCGAACUCUUUGGAUAAGACCCCACUUAACAAUAGCAUAUCAGAUAAUGACACAUCAUUACCUGACGCCAGCACAUCGUCACCAGCACCGUCUACCAUAAUUCGAGGGUUAUUUACACCGGCGUAUCAACCGGCUUCCAGUGUUGGACACCCAUAUAAUGGUGUAAAUGAUAGCCAUGGCUCUCCCACAAUUAGAAGCAAUGGUACUUCAUCGACGAUGACAACCGUUGGCACACCUGAUCUCAAUAAACGGGAACAUUCUAGACGCACCUCCCAAGUCGUUUCCAAUUCACUUUUAGGACUGACAGGGAACUCAGUUGUUGCACCCUCUCUUCCUGUGAUGAAUUGUGCUCUUCAAGAUGCUGAAGGCACAGCGAAUAAUGGUGAAGGAAACGGUAUCAUCCCCCAACUGCCUCCAUUGCCUGUGACGCAAGCGAUCGAGAUCGCAGCUCAUGGAGCAAGGAAAAACAUCAAUGGAAGAAGUAAUUUAGCCACACAUGGCAGUAAUCUUCAUGCGAGGACCAAAAAGCCAGUAGUGUCCCCAUUUAUUCCCAAGAAGCCGUAUUUAAACAUGCUUCCGCAGAAAAGAAAUAUCUCAAAUGCGAGUAGUAGAUCUAUACUAUCACCAGAGUCACCGGCAUCAAUACAUAAUAAUCAAGGCGCUGACAAUAAUAACACCACAUCUCAGCCUAUUGAAAGCAGUUCAGAACCUCGUGAUAGUUCUGUCAUAGAUUUGACAUCAGAUUGA